Molecule: messenger RNA, 885 nt
Organism: Moneuplotes crassus
Lineage: Eukaryota; Ciliophora; Spirotrichea; Euplotida; Euplotidae
Source: the annotation of a GenBank genome assembly
AAUAAAUUGAAGUCUAAAAGCCCAUCUGCUAGUAUGGAUCUUAAUGAAAUCGAAGAAGAGAGUGUCAAACAGAUGUUUGAGACCCCAAAUCAUGGGAAAAUAGCUGAUAUGAUAAAGCAAAUAGAACUCUCUGAUGGAGCUGAUUUUACAGAUCUUGAACAAUCACCAGAAGAGAACAAAAGUUCUCACUCUUCACAAUUUCCUGAAGUUAUUGAACAUCAUGAAUCUGUGAGAAAAUCAGAACACACAGAACAUCCUAUACAGAAAAGGUUGUUUAAUAUGUCCUCUUCGUCUUCUGAGGACCCUGAGGUUUCAGAACCAGAAGAAGCCUGAGGCUCUUCAGACUCUCCUGUCUGUGAACGAUCAGAGCCAACUCGGCUACAUGCUUUAGUCAACAAGAUCAAUAUCUCAGAGGAAGAGAUUGAUAAGGAACUUCAGAGGUACGAGACUAAACAGAAGGUAAAGAAGAUCAUUGAAAGUCAAAAGCAAUACAAAUAAGGAUCAAGAGUUUGUAGAGAAGAACCAUGAUAUCAAAUGUCUUAACAAAUAUCUUCAGCAGCAGCAAACUCAGAUUAAUGAGCAGAAUGAGACUAUUGCAAAGCUGAGAGAAGAGCUACUUAGGAAACAAAGAUUAUGUAGAACUGGCAAAGGUGAGCCUCAGCUAUUAUUAUAGAAAAUCAUAGUGAAAACUCACGAAUGUCUGAGAGAGAAGUCUACCUCACUUUAAAAAACCGCAAACUCAAGGCAACCUUGAAGGAGGCUAAAGAAGAGCUUGAACGAAUGAAACAAGACGUACAGGCUAAUAAUGAUAUUCAUAAGUUGAAAGAGGAAAUCAAUGUGUUGUUGAAAUAUGUGCAAAAGCAUAAGCUAAUGGAGCCAAAAUAA